GUUAGCCUGCAGUGUGAUUGGUGGAUGGCGGGGUUGUUUGUUUUGCCGGGUGAUGCGGAAGUGGUAGUCGGGCUGCGGGUACCCGGGCGGUGGAUACACGAGGAAGCAGAAGAGCGCUGCGAGCGGAGAGUCCUUUCAGCGUGUGUGAGAGAACCAGGAGAAAGCUCAGUAGAUCUCUGUGUCCUGGAACGUGCGAGCGUUGGGGGGUCCCUUCUUCCCUGGGGCUCCCAGACAUGCUGUCUUUGAAGAAGUAUCUGACGGAGGGUCUUAUCCAGUUCACCAUUCUGUUGAGCCUCAUGGGUGUACGCGUGGACUUAGACUCGUAUCUGCCCUCUCACCUCCCCCCUCUGCAUGAGAUUAUCCUGGGGCCUACUUCAGCCUAUACUCAGACGCAGUUUCACAGCCUCCGUGGCACCACCGAUGGCUAUGGUGUGCACCCCAAGAGUGUGGACUUAGACCAGUUUUUCACCUCCCGCAGACUGUUAAGCCGUAUGCGUGCCCUUGACAGACUGCAGGUGCCCAGUACAGAACUUGAUGCGUGGCUGGUGCACAGGGAGGCGGACAACUCUGUGUCCAGUGCUCAGACUGGCUCCAGCCGAUCCCCAGAAGGCCCUCAGGAUCUCCCACCUACAGACAACAGCCUCAGAGACAACCGAGAGACGGAGCAAGGACGUGGUACCGAUGAGCUGGGAGCAACUGCGCAGUCUGAAAGUUCAGAGCUAAACAAGGAGGAAAUUGAUCCAAUAGAUAUUUUAUGGCUUCAGGAUAUUGACCUUGGAGCUGGGCGUGAAGAUUUUGAGAGUCGAGGACGCCACAAGGACAAUGAAGAUAUCUGGGAAUCUUUACAUGAUGACCCAGGAAGUGAAGCCGUGCAGCCCAGGGUGCAAGUGGAUGGAGAGACCGGGGAAAAUGUGCCACAGGAGGGUCAGACUGCUAUGUCUUUGGCGGAGUGCCUGAGUCUUCUGGAUGACACUUUCCAGUUUGCCAAUUCUUCCGAGUUUACGGCUCCGGACUCCCAGAGUAUCUUGGACACAGAAUCAGACCCAGUGACUUUAGAUCAGGCAGAUGCUCUUCUGUCCCCUUUUCUACCAGAUAUGGAGUCACCUCUUGAUCUGGAGGAGCAGUGGCAGGACCUGAUGUCAAUCAUGGAUAUGCAGCCAAUGGAUACUACUGAGGAUCCUCUAUAUCUGAGUCUAGACCCAUCAAUGCAGCAAAAUGGCAACCUGGAAGCACUAUCUCUUCAAGGCUGUGCUCAAAACAUGACACUCUUUACUCCUUCGAUGGAAGCUUUUCCAGUCUCUGAGUCACCGCUGCCUCAGCUAUCUUCUCACAACUCCAGUGAUAUCAAUUCCACUUUUGGAUUUACCAAUCUGACAGGGAUUCUUUUCCCCUCACAGCUAAAUAGCACAUCUAAUGAAACUUCAAGCGGUGACCUACAGGACCCCCUUGGUGGCAUUUUGGGAGAUGCUUUAUUUGAUGAAAUUAGUCUAAUGGACUUGGCUUUUGAGGAAGGCUUUAGCCAAAUGCAAGCUUCUCAACUUCAGGAAGAGUUGGAUUCAGAUUCUGGUUUGUCUCUUGAUUCACAUCGAAGUCCAGCAUCACCUAGCGGUUCUGAGACCUCUUCUUCUACAUGCUCCUCCUCCUCCUCUUUCUCUGAGGAAGGAGCAGUGGGAUACAGCUCUGACUCUGAAUUGGUGGAACCAGAGGAGGUUGAGGAAGCCAGCGGUUACCAACCAGAAUACAGCAAAUUUUGCAGAAUGAGCUCCCAGGACCCUAGUCGAUUUAAUCGCUUGCCUUUCCUUGAACAUGUUGGGCACAACCAUACCUACAACAUGGUUCCUGAGGAACCAGAGGAGCCACCGCUACCUAUAUCAGGGAGAGGGAACCGAAGGCAAGGGGAAUACCUAGAUAGACAGGCAGGACGAGAUGAGCAACGAGCUAGAGCUAUGAAGAUCCCCUUCAGUAAUGACAAAAUUAUUAAUCUGCCUGUGGAAGAGUUCAAUGAGCUUCUAACUAAAUACCAGCUUAGUGAGGCACAGCUUUGCUUGGUACGUGACAUCCGUAGACGAGGAAAGAACAAGAUGGCUGCCCAGAACUGCCGCAAGAGGAAAUUGGACACAAUUCUGAAUCUGGAGCAGGAAGUAAAACACUUGAACAGAGAACGUAGCUCUCAGCUGCGAGAAAAAGGAGAAAACUUGAGAUCACUCCAGAGAAUGAAACAGGAAGUGGAGAACCUGUAUCAGGAAGUGUUUAGCCAGCUAAGAGACCAAGAAGGUCGACCAUACUCUCCUCAGCGCUAUGCCCUGCACUACACAAGCAAUGGUAAUGUAGUACUCAUGCCACGCAAUGCUGAGGGCCAGCAGAAUCGACGGCCAGAGAGAAAGGAUCGGAGGAAGUGACGCAUCUCUAUUUGAAAUCAGGAAUGUUACAGGACAGGGGUGUGGGCCGUGCUUUCCUUCAGGCCUCUGUAUCAAACCUUUCACACAAGACUGACCCCAGUGAGUGAUGAGGUAGAUUUCUACACAUACUGAGGGCCAGGGACUGUGUCCUGUCUGUCGGGGCCCCGUUUGUCCAGGAAUGAGGAGGAGGCCAGCCAGGCCUGAGGGCAGAAGCAUGCCCUGAAAUCGUAAAACUAAGAAGUUGACAAAGGCAGGGUGAAAGACCAUUUUUUGUUUAAUUCUUGAUCUUGUACCAUGUC
Molecule: messenger RNA, 2698 nt
Organism: Bufo gargarizans (Asiatic toad)
Lineage: Eukaryota; Metazoa; Chordata; Amphibia; Anura; Bufonidae
Gene: NFE2L1
Product: NFE2 like bZIP transcription factor 1
Exons: 6
Coding region: 234-2399 (721 amino acids)
Biological process (GO): regulation of transcription by RNA polymerase II
Cellular component (GO): nucleus
Molecular function (GO): DNA-binding transcription factor activity, RNA polymerase II-specific; RNA polymerase II cis-regulatory region sequence-specific DNA binding
Source: RefSeq, a predicted model, not a curated record